AAACGGCUGGUCACAUGAGCACAGAUCUGUUUACAAACCCAGGAGCAGAGGGAGGAAAGGGAAGGAGGACUGCAGCCACUCUCUCUCCCCGAGCACCAUGGAGGACUGAAGGGGGGAAGAUCCAGAUCCAGCCAGGACACAGCCAGCUGGAGGACUGAGGACUGACUGCGACACACACACACACAUACACACACACACACACACACACACACUCUGCCUUUGUCUCCUAUUUUCUCUCAGCAGAUGGUUAGAGGGAGAGUAGGAUCCCCCUCACACACACACACACAUACACACACACGCGCACACACACACACACACACAGCAGCAGCAGCAAAAACAGUUGUUGACUUCAUGGAGCUGUCCUCACUUUGUCUGAGCUUGUGAGGAGGAGGAUUUUUGAUUUUAUUUUGAUUUUUGGACUGAGGAGCAACAACAACCGCAGGAUCGGAGGAGACAACAGAGGAGAUACCAGAGGAGACAACAGAGGAGACAGGAGGGGGAUGAGACUUGUGAAAAGCUGCUUUGGGAGGAAGACAAAGCACAGAUUAAUGUCAGAUAAUUGCCCCCAUUGGGUGAGGAUUUCCAUUCUGACUGCUGUCAUUGAGAUCUGCUGGAGCCCGUUCUGCUGAAAAUAUCCACAUGAGGUCUCCAUCCUGCUCCAAACCCCAGCCCCAAAUCUCACAAUCCUAACACGGACGGGUUAAUCCAGAUUUGGGGGGAAUGCUGGGCUGCACAGACUGCUGAGCCAACACAAAAAAACAACAAAAACCAGAACCUCCUGAGGAUUUGUGGGAUCUGAGCAAAUCUGAAAAUCUUGAUAGCUGUUUUUUUUUUCUUUUUUUUCUUUUUUUUUUUGCUCAACAAAAGAGCGACUGAGUCCAGGCUCCAAAACAGAUUCAGUGUCCGAAGCUCCAGCCCACCACUUUGGCUCUUCUCCAGGCCUCUCCUGACGGGCCUGAAUUUACUGCUGCUGCCUCCAGAAUCAGAUUUCAUGCAACCAUUCCAAUGGUGUAAUGGAUGCAUGUGUGGCUUGAGUCCUCGGAACCUUGAACAAGACUGCACCAUGACGUCUGACAUCUAUCACCUCCCGCUCAACGUCUAUGUCAUCGUGCUGGGCAUCGGCCUCUUCGUCUUCAUGCUCAGCCUCAUUUUCUGCUGCUACCUUUUCAGGUUGAAACAACAAGGGACGAGGGAGCAGUUCAGCUACAAUGAGGUGGUGCUGAAGGGCGCGAGCAAGAAACUGAGCCUUCUUGGACAAACCUGUGCGGUGUGUCUGGAGGAAUUCAGGACUCGAGACGAGCUGGGAGUGUGUCCGUGCUCGCACGCAUUUCACAAGAAGUGCCUGCUCAAGUGGCUGGAGAUCCGCAGCGUCUGCCCGAUGUGCAACAAGCCCAUCCUGCGGCUCCACACAGACGCUCCCCAGGGGGCCGAGGGUCCCAUGGACCCCGAGGAAGUGUGAGGAGGAGCCGGGGACGAAGGCGCCAAGCCCCCCCCCCCGCCCUGAACGAAAGCUCACACAUCAAAACACACCAGAGAUGAUGAACGGCGGUCAUCUAUCAGGCAUCUCACAGGAAAUGUUAACGAUCCCAAGCUGCAGCGCCGCUGCUGACUUUCCAGCAAUACGCCUCGACUGGACGUUAACACUGACGCGUUGGUCGGAUCGGUCAGACCAGAGUGAACGAUAGGGAUUCUUUCAUUUAAAAAGAAAAAAAAAUGCUCCUAGUUUUACUUCCAUGUUGCACUGUUCACCAAAAAAAAACAACAAGAAAAGAGAGACGGGAAGAGGAGGCGGACUUCACUGCGACUUGAGCAGCGCUGCCGGAGACAGACGACCACCCGGCUCGGAGCAGGACUUCAGACCGCCGCAGGAUCAGUGUGGAUACCUCUCACAUCUCAGGGGGUGUUACCGAUACAGCCAGCACAAACCCAUGUCGAUCACCCUAUAACCCCGUGCCACACACACACACAUCUUCAAUACUGCCAACGUAGGUGAGACGCUCUAGCAGGUAGCCGCGCUCCGGCUGAACCCGACGACCAGCUGGAUGACAACCAUGACGAUUUUAAUUGACAAUACUGUUACUGAUUGUGUCCCAGGCCCUUUUCCUUUAAAGAAGAGACUGAUAGAAACCUAGUCUUGCCUGUAUGUAUUGUACGUAAUGUCUCCCUAUAUAUUGUUUUUUUUGUAUUUUAAAUAAAGCGUCACGUAAU
Messenger RNA from Salarias fasciatus (jewelled blenny), 2208 nucleotides. RefSeq names its product RING finger protein 122. NCBI's taxonomy places the organism in Eukaryota, Metazoa, Chordata, Actinopteri, Blenniiformes, Blenniidae. Gene Ontology annotation, cellular component: endomembrane system. Gene Ontology annotation, biological process: proteasome-mediated ubiquitin-dependent protein catabolic process. The record is from RefSeq and is a predicted model, not a curated record. Bases 992 to 1459 code for a protein of 155 amino acids. Gene Ontology annotation, molecular function: ubiquitin protein ligase activity; zinc ion binding. The transcript is spliced from 7 exons.